AUGGUGUGGUGGGCCAACACCUGUAAACGUAAAGAUAUUGUUGGUCUAGGACUGCCAUCGUUUCAAGCUCUCCGUUAUGAUUUUGAUUGUUCACUAAUUUUGAGGAUUUAUAAUGGUGAUGCCUUACUGUCGCAUUGGUUUUAUAUUAAAUACGGAUCUCCUUGGAAAAAUCCACCCAUUUACUCCUCCAUGUGGAAAAGCAUUUGCAGUUCUGCAAACUUUGCUAAACCAAAUAUGAAUUUUAGAGUUACUGUUAACUCUAUGUUUUCUCUUAAAUGGGAUCAUUGGCGUGGUGGCCGUAAUAUAUGUGAUUUUGAUUACCAUCAAUCCCUACUCAAGCACUUUCCUGAUAAUGCUCCUCUAAAUUUACUGUUUAAUGAAGCUGGGUGGGUUAUUCCUAAUGGCUGUCAUGAAGAUAUUUCUAAUGCUAUAAGAUCCAUCCCUAUUCUUAGGGAUGGUUCUGCUCCGUCUCUGGUAUGGGUUGAAGGUAAGCAUUGCUUUGCUUCCUUUGUUAAGGAUUUUUAUAAAUCUGAUAAUGAGGUGACAUGGCGUGAAUUUGUUUGGCACAAACAUUAUGCUUUGAGAUAUUCUAUAUUUGGGUGGCUCUCUCUGGUUGGGGGAUUAAAGACGGCGGACAAUCUUAUUAGAAGAAAUAGUAUGGUUGACCCAAAAUGCUGUUUCUGCUUGGAUACUUCUAAAUCUCUCUCUCAUCUCUUUUUUGAAUGUGGUUUUUCUCAUUGUCUUAUCUCUGAAAUGCUGCCUUCUCUUAACACCUUUCUUAUGCGGCCUAAUUUACACCAUAUUUUGGAAUUUUUGAAAGCUGAUGGCUCUUUCAAUUCGGAAAGGGGGGCUAUGAUGGGUGGAUUGCCAUCCUUCACCCCUGGACGGCGACUUUUGCAACAAUUUUCUUUGAUGGCAACUCUUGCAACCGGUGGAUUUCUUUUUCGGUCUAUCGGAGGCAAUCUACUAAAGCUGGGCCGUUAA
This is a messenger RNA of Dendrobium catenatum, 984 nucleotides long. RefSeq lists its product as uncharacterized. The transcript has 2 exons. The record is from RefSeq and is a predicted model, not a curated record. Lineage: Eukaryota; Viridiplantae; Streptophyta; Magnoliopsida; Asparagales; Orchidaceae. Bases 1 to 984 code for a protein of 327 amino acids.